AUGGCCUACCCCCCGGCUGGUGAAGAUAUUAUCAUUAACAUCAUUCCACGAGACCAAACCCUAACUGACAUUUCAUCGGAACUGCCCGAUGCAGAUUGGCCAGAAUGCUGUAUCUACAGGGUUCCCAAGCUACUGCGCAAGGUAAAUGAAGAUGCCUACACCCCUAAGCUAAUUUCAAUAGGCCCCUUUCAUCACAACGGAAAAGAAUUGAGGGACAUGGAAAUGCACAAACUAAGAUAUUUUAAGAAGUUCUUGGAUCGAACUCGGAAGAGCGAGGAGGAUUUUAGAAAGAUCAUUGAAGACGACAAAAAAAAAAAUCGUCUUUGCUAUUCAGAAGACUGUAGCCUCAAUAGUGGAAAUUUUGUAAAAAUGAUUCUCUUGGAUGCCAUCUUUAUAAUUGAGCUCUUCUUAAAGGUUAAAGAAAAAAGAGAAGAUGAAGAAAAGGGUAAGACGAAAGUCGAAGAAGAAGAUUAUAUUCUACGGAAAAUAUGGCUGGCAAAUGGUAUAUAUUAUGACUUGCUAUUACUUGAGAAUCAGCUUCCUUUUUUUGUUCUUGAGAAACUAUAUAAGUUGGCCUUCAAUGACUCUUCCAGCUGCAACCAUCGCGAAGAAGGCAAGCCAGUUGAGGAACACAAAAAGGACCUGAAGAAAGAGGAUGCUCCCUUUGUCAAGCUUUUCCGCAUUUACUUUACUUACUAUGAUCAAAAGCUAAAGUCCAUUGGCGAGGAAGUAAUUCAAGGACCCACCGGUGAGAAAAUAAUAACCGAAAGACGCAUCGGUGUGGAAGUAAAGCAUUUCACAGAUGUGUUGAGAUAUUUGUUCUGUCCACCAUCCAUGGAACAGGAGUGGAAGAGUGAAAUGGAAGAGGACUGGAAGAGUGAAGAAGGAUGUCAGGUUUCAUGCAAAAAAAACAAAAAAAGGAACUCUGGUACUCAAUUUUGUGCCACAAAGCUUAACGACGCAGGAUUGAAAUUUCAAGUUGAAGAUGAUACAUGCUUAGUUGGCAUAACACUCCCUGGGUGCUUGGGACGCUAUGAUGUGUGCUUCAAUUUCCUUCGCAGCCAUUGCUUACAAUGCUUUAGAUGCUUGAUAUGCUUUCUGUUGACAUGCUUUCCGUUUACAUGCUUCCUUGGGUGCUUUGGAUACCCUAUGCAUGUCUUGAGAGUCCCGCAACUUAUGAUAGACCACGGUACUGAAGCUAUCUUCCGAAACCUCAUGGCUCUGGAGCAGUGUCAUUAUCCAUCUAAAACUUACAUCUGCAGUUAUGUUUUGCUAUUGAACCGUCUUAUUGACACUGACAAAGAUGUGACUUUGCUUGUUGAUAAGAAGGUCAUUGCUAACCACCUUGGUAGCAACGCUGACGUGGCUACUCUAAUUAACAAACUCGGAGAUCAAAUUGUGGCAAGUACACCCUCUUAUUUCGAUUAUAUCGCUCAACAGCUUAAUGAGCACUAUGAGUUCCCUUUGAACCAUUUGUUGGCAACCCUGAAAAGCGAGUAUUUCCCCAAUGUUUUUAGAGGCACAGCAACUAUUGUUGGGCUUAUUGUCCUGGGUUUCACUCUCUGGAAUUUCCUUAGGCCUUAUGUCAUGUAG
Molecule: messenger RNA, 1593 nt
Organism: Alnus glutinosa
Lineage: Eukaryota; Viridiplantae; Streptophyta; Magnoliopsida; Fagales; Betulaceae
Product: UPF0481 protein At3g47200-like
Exons: 1
Coding region: 1-1593 (530 amino acids)
Source: RefSeq, a predicted model, not a curated record